CUCCCAACACCUUUCCCCUGUGUCUUAUAGAGCAUAGACGUGUUAUAUAGCUUCCUUCUCCGGUUGUGAUAGAUGGACAGUCUCAACAGAGAUGAUCUUCAUCUCGAGCAGCCGGGAAAGCGGUCUUCCCCAGACGGCAGUACGGCUGCUUACAAUGCGGCAGGGCCUAGCAACGCGUCGCAGCAAGCUGCCAAUCCCGCCCAGCCCAUUCCGAUAGCCACACCACAACGUCCGCAAGAACCUCACCCCCUACUCGUCGCCGUAGCCUCCUCCUCCUCUCCUUCCUCACUCGAGCCUAGACAUGCUGCAUUCAGUCACUCGCCUCUGCGGUCUCGGCGCCAGAAUCUCCUUCAAACGCCCGCCAAGGCUCGUCAGACUGCGCUCGACCUGGGCGACGUAGCGCUGGAUCAGCUCGACGCCGAUGAUCUUAUUCCUAGCUCCACGCCAUCAAGACAGCAUGAGCAAGCGACGCCAUCUGGCAAAGGCAAGGCUGAUGGCUGGUCCAAAGCCCCGCACCGGCGAGACAGCGGUGAUGCUGACAAGCGAAGCAUCGUGGAGCAGCAUCGCCUUCCUCGGCCUCCCAGCUUUGCCGAGUCGCAAUUCCAGACAAUCAUUAGAAGACAGAGAAAACGACGGAUCCUCUCUGCAGCUCACGAGGGUCGAGAGGAUGUAAGCGGAGGUGCCUUGCCAACCAAAGGGGACGCAGGAGCGAGCACCGGGAUCAAGCCGGACGUAUUUGGCAGGCCGUCUAGCAGCAGUAGAGUCGAUGCAGACAACCGCUUUGAGCAGACAGACAUGGAAGACUCAUAUGGGUCAUCAUCGGGUCUGCAUCUCAAAGUAGGGCGCAAUCGGAGCGGACCAAACAGAGCAGGUCCGCUAAACAGCUAUGAGUUUGCAGGAUGGGGAGAGAUGUCGAUGCUCGAAGUCACGCCUGGAGAGAUGGCUGCCGCCCGCAGACGAGUGGAGGAUCGGGUGGUGAAGCCCUCGUCCCUCCUUGGUCAAUUCAGAGCCACAGCCAUAGCCGGAAAUGCGGUCACUGGGUCCAUCUUCUAUGCUCUGCCUUCCAUCUUCGCGGUUGCCGGCAUUUGGACCCCUGUCUGCCUGGUUCUCGCUGCUCUCCUCAUCAUACCGGUGCUGGUGAUAAUGCACGGUCUCGCCAGCGCCCUCAAGUCUGCCAAUGCUGGAUCAUACUCUUACCUCAUCAACGUCAGCAGCCGCAUGAUCGCUCUGAUUGGAGGAAGUAUCACAAUUCUCGACGCCAUAUCGACCGGAGCAGUAUCCAGCGCUACUGCAGCAUCGUACGUCUCCGAGGAGGCGCCUCGAUUGUCGAUGCCCAUCUUCACGAUCUUAUUCCUCCUCAUACUCACCGCAAUCUGCCUUUUGGGUAUGAAAGAUAGCUCGACUAUCGCCUUGAGCAUGUUCACCCUUCACACGCUCUCAAUCGCCGCACUGAUCGUUGCAGGUGUCGUGUCAUGGACUCGCACAGGCAAUGCGGUCAUCCGAGAGAACUGGAGUAUCGCUGCCGGUGGGGCAGAGCUACUGGGAGGCAAAAGUACCGCUCGAGCACUCUUCGAUGGGACCGUAGUCGCCUUUGUCGGUCUGACUGGAUUCGAGACGACAGUGGCAUAUGCAGGCGACUUGAAGCCAGGUGCCUUCUUCCUCGCUCUGAGGAACAUCUGGGUCACCGUGACGCUCCUGUCUGCACCGUCUGCCCUGUUGAUUCUUGCGACCAUCCCAUUCCCCCAGAUCCUGGGGGCCAACAACGUACUCGCUCUAUUGGCCUCUUCGGCGGGUGGUAGAGCCCUCCAGCUCGUCAUCGUCAUCGACGCCUCCGUCGUCCUCUGUGGUGGAGUCCUCACCGGCGCAAUCUCCUGCACUGGGGUUCUGCUUGCAAUGGCCAAGGAUGGAACCCUCCCUGGCAAGCUUGGCUGGGCCAUUAAGAGGACAGGGGCACCUCUGUGGUGCUUGACGACAUACCUGCUUCUGUGCGUUGCCAUGGUGGCCACUGCCAGCUUCUCACAGAUCACAGUCGCCAGUAUUUUCUCGAUCAUCUUCUUGGGUGUCCUAACUCUAUUCGGACUUGCAUCUCUAUUGCUCCUCUUCUCUCGUCCUCUCUUACCAAGGAGCAAGGUAUCCCUCCCAAUCAUCCUUCUCUCCCUCACAAUCACCACAGUCUCCCUCGUUGGAAAUGUACUCCUCUCUCCCACCUCUCUCGGUCUCACUCUCGCCUACCUCGGCGUUGUGGGAGGUACAGCCAUCUGCUGGGCCAACAGGGUGCCUAUUGCUCGCAUUGGCCUCGUGUGGCUACCCGCACAGAUCGACUGGUUCAGAAGGAUCGGCGCGAGUAGUGGAGCAGUGGGAGCAGGGGCGGGGCGCAAAGGGACGAGAAUCGAUGAGAGAGUGGAGACGUGGAUCAGGGAGACGAGGCGGUCGACGAAAGCUGUCUUCCUCACGUCCUCCGAUGAGCUCUCCGUCCUUGUCCAAGCCAUCAUCUACGUCAAGAACAACGAGCCUUCCAUCGGCCGGGUCAUCUUGGUACACUGCUACGACAAGGUCGACGAGAUUCCUCCGGAGCUGGAGAGCAACCACCAGCUGGUGGACGAGGCGUUUCCAACCAUUACGGUGGAUUUGUGUUUUAUCGAGGCGCCCUUCAAUGCCACUACUCUGGAAUUCCUAUCUCACAGACUCAAGGUACCAUUGCCGCGCUUCUUCAUUGGCUGUCCGACGUCUUCGAGUCAGCAGGACGUAGGCUUGCUGGGCGGUGUACGGAUCAUACUCGACUGAUCAACAGCUCAUCCGGUCAUGCACCCAGGGGGAUUGACUUCUAUAGACACGUCAAUUCCAAUAUUAUAACACUCAAACAUGACAUGAAUCUACGCGGCUCUAAGUUCAAACAUCUCCGUGAUGGCCUCUAGUGAUUUACCCUUUGUCUCUCGCAUAAAGACGACGCAGAUCCCCGAUGCG
Messenger RNA from Microstroma glucosiphilum, 2964 nucleotides. RefSeq lists its product as hypothetical. Gene Ontology annotation, molecular function: transmembrane transporter activity. The record is from RefSeq and is a predicted model, not a curated record. NCBI's taxonomy places the organism in Eukaryota, Fungi, Basidiomycota, Exobasidiomycetes, Microstromatales, Microstromataceae. Bases 73 to 2784 code for a protein of 903 amino acids. Gene Ontology annotation, cellular component: membrane. Gene Ontology annotation, biological process: transmembrane transport. The transcript is spliced from 4 exons.